This is a messenger RNA of Drosophila obscura, 888 nucleotides long. RefSeq names its product eukaryotic translation initiation factor 4 gamma-like. Bases 1 to 888 code for a protein of 295 amino acids. The record is from RefSeq and is a predicted model, not a curated record. The transcript has 2 exons. Lineage: Eukaryota; Metazoa; Arthropoda; Insecta; Diptera; Drosophilidae.
AUGUUGAAAAUGUACUUGAAAGAAGAAGACAAGAGUGUGGGGAGCCGCAAUCCCGAGAUCACGUCCCCAGCGACGGGCGGAGCCCUCGCGAGGGUGAGCGGUGGAUUGGGCGGAGCGAGACUCCAGAGCAUGGAGAUCAUGGCGUCCCCAUUUGGAGCAGGAGCAUGCAGCUCAACGAGGAGGAGAAGCGGGAACGGGAGCAGGAGCUGCGGCGCGACGCAGCAUUCCUCGGCAUCGCCAUCCGAUCGGCGGAACGCUAUUUGCGUGAGAGGAAGCGCGAAGCUGCAGGGCAACGGAAGCCGCAGCAGCCUACGACACUCAGGCCGCCAGCGACGCCAUCGCAGCCGACGGCAAGGCCAACAAGGAGGCCAGCAGCACAGCAGAGACGGCCGGCAGAGGUACCGAGACGGACGGCAGAGUUUACCGCUGCAACGGAUAGCGCGGCCGACAGCGACGCCAGCAGCGCGGCCACCAACCGAGGCCAUACGGAGAAGCCAUAUGGAGCAGCAGCGCAGCCGGCGAGCAGCCGCAGAGGCGCGACGCGAAGAGGAUCGGCGACGCGAGGAGGAGCGGCGACGCGAGGAGGAGGCCCGAAGGAAGGCAGCAGAGAAGGCGCAAAGGGAGGCGGCGCUGAACAAGGCCAUAAUGCGGGAGGCACAGGCCGCCCUGCAGCGGCAGAUGGAGGCCGCGCGGCGUGAAGCCGAAGCCCACGAGGGGAACGAGAAGGAGGCUCCGCCUCCUCCGAGCGACGGAGACGCCGACAGCGACGGAGACGCCGACAGCGGCAGCGACGGAGGAAGCGGCUGCGCCAGCGCCAGCGAUGGCGACGGAGGAACCGGCAGCGCCAGCGACGGCGUCGAAAGAACCGGCAGCGGACACGGAAGGUGA